Molecule: messenger RNA, 877 nt
Organism: Manis pentadactyla (Chinese pangolin)
Lineage: Eukaryota; Metazoa; Chordata; Mammalia; Pholidota; Manidae
Gene: SFTPC
Product: surfactant protein C
Exons: 6
Coding region: 91-663 (190 amino acids)
Biological process (GO): respiratory gaseous exchange by respiratory system
Cellular component (GO): alveolar lamellar body; extracellular region
Source: RefSeq, a predicted model, not a curated record
AGUCCUUCACCUCUGUCUCUUCUCCCUACCUGCACAUAUAAGACCCUAGCCACACUUGGGAGAUGAGGAGGGGAGGGUGCCUGCAGCAAGAUGGAUGUGGGCAGCAAAGAGGUCUUAAUGGAGAGCCCGCCGGACUACUCAGCAGCCCCCAGGGGCCGGUUCAGCAUCCCCUGCUGUCCUGUGCACCUCAAACGCCUUCUCAUCGUGGUCGUGGUGGUGGUCCUUGUCGUCGUGGUGAUUGUGGGGGCCCUGCUGAUGGGUCUUCACAUGAGCCAGAAACAUACUGAGAUGGUCCUAGAGAUGAGCAUUGGGGGGCCAGAAGCCCAGCGAUGCCUGUUCCUGAGUGAGCAUGUGGGUGGCACGGCCACCUUCUCCAUUGGCUCCACUGGCAUUGUGGUGUAUGACUACCAGCAGCUCCUGAUCGCCUACAAGCCAGCCCCGGGAACCUGCUGCUACAUCAUGAAGAUGGCUCCGGAGAGCAUCCCAAGUCUUGAGGCUCUCACUAGAAAAUUCCAGAACUUCCAGGUCAAGCCUGCAAUGUCUCCCUCUAAGCUGGACCAGGAGGAGGGCCAUGAUACUGGUUCAGCAUCCUCUGGGCACCUGGACUUCUUGGGCACCACCGUGAGCACCCUGUGUGGCGAGGUCCCCCUCUUCUACAUCUAGGACCCCUCAGGGCCUGUGGAAGCCCCAAGGAGAUGGGGAAGGCUCCCAGCACGGGGUCUUUUGCAGACCGGCAGGAAGCUGCUACUGUGCACACCACAGAGACAGGCCCUGGAGAAGUGGGGGCUUCAGGGAGAGGGGGACGCUGCACGGGAGAGGCAGCUCCUAGGGGCCAGGGGGCUUCCCCCACAAGAGAAUAAAGCAGCCUGAUUGAAAA